This is a messenger RNA of Scomber japonicus (chub mackerel), 636 nucleotides long. It is a transcript of the gene cldn1, whose product is annotated as claudin 1. Gene Ontology annotation, biological process: bicellular tight junction assembly; cell adhesion. Lineage: Eukaryota; Metazoa; Chordata; Actinopteri; Scombriformes; Scombridae. Gene Ontology annotation, molecular function: structural molecule activity. The record is from RefSeq and is a predicted model, not a curated record. The transcript is spliced from 4 exons. Bases 1 to 636 code for a protein of 211 amino acids. Gene Ontology annotation, cellular component: bicellular tight junction; plasma membrane.
AUGGCCAACGCUGGAAUACAGCUUCUUGGCUUCACUUUGGCCUUCUUGGGCUUCAUUGGCUCCAUAGCAUCCACAGUCAUGGUGGAGUGGAAAGCUUCAUCAUAUGCAGGAGACAACAUCAUAACAGCUCAGGCGAUGUAUGAAGGGCUGUGGAAGAGCUGUGUAUCACAGAGCACGGGUCAAAUUCAGUGUAAAGUGUAUGAUUCACUUCUUCAACUACCAGGGAUUGUACAGGGCACACGUGGGCUGAUGUUGUCCUCCGUCUUGCUGUGCUUCAUUGCCAUCUUGGUGGCGACGGUGGGUAUGAAGUGCACAACCUGUUUGGCAGAGGAGCCACAGCAGAAGGGCAAAGUGGCUCUAACUGGAGGAAUUAUCUUCAUUAUUUCAGGUCUGCUUGCUCUGGUGGGAACGUCUUGGUAUGGCCACAGAAUAGCAAAGGAUUUUUAUAACCCAUUCACUCCAACCAACUCAAGGUUUGAAUUUGGAAGCGCCCUAUAUGUUGGAUGGGGAGCUGCCUGUCUCAUCAUUAUCGGAGGGGGGUUCCUCUGCUGUAACUGCUCCAGUGGGGGCUCAGGAAAAUCUCCACGCUACCCACCAUCCCGUUCUGCAGGCCAGCCGGACAAGGACUACGUCUAG